AUGUCGAUAAUCGAGUUGAUUAACGAGAAAGGAUUACGUGUCGUUGUCAUGUCGAGAGGAGCAAUUCUGCAGAGUGUCCAUUUCCCGGAUCGUGACGGACAUGUAAGGGAUUUGACGCUCGGUUUCGAUAAUUUAGAGGGUUACCUAGCCGAUCGUUUCUUCAUGGGGCAAACGGUUGGCCGGGUUUGCAAUCGAAUUCGGAAUGGACGUUUCGAGUUGAACGGACGGUUUUAUCAGUUGGACAUAAAUCGAGAGCCAAACCAUUUGCAUGGUGGAGGGAAAGGGUGUGGAUUGAGAGAUUGGGAAGUGGCUCGUCGGUCGGACACUUCGGUCACCUUUCGAGUGAUUAUGAAAAACGAUGAGGAUGGGUAUCCGGGUGAUGCGAAGAUUGAUUGCACCUAUACAUUGAAUGACAUGAACCAGUUGAUAAUUGAGUACACUGGGAUUUGCACUGAGGACUCCGUGCUCAACUUGACGAAUCACACCUAUUGGAAUCUCGAUGGAGAUGAAACAAUCAAUGAGCAUCUAUUGGAGAUUCGUGCUCACUCGUAUCUACCCACAGAUGCAACAAAGGUUCCAACAGGAGAAAUCCUAUCUGUCGAGGGAACAAAGUUCGAUUUUCGAAGCGCUAAAAAGUUGGGCACUCUUUUGGAAAGUGAUGGGAUUGGACGAGUCGAUAAUGAUUAUAUUCUGAGUGAUGUUAAACAUCAGAGAUCUGUCAAUAUAUUGCUUGCCUCGGAGAAGUCGGGAAUCAUGAUGGAGAUGUUGACGAAUUAUCCGAUUGCUCACGUUUACGCUGGGGAAUAUGUGACGAACACGAUGGGAAAAGGUGGUAAAAUCUACAAGCCAAACUCGGGUAUAGCCAUCGAAUGUCAAGGGUACACGAAUGCUGUUAAUGAGCCAAAAUUCCCAUCAAUUCGUGUCGAGAAAGGUGAGGUGUUUAGCCGAGAGAUCGUUUACGGAUUCGGCCAUUUGAAUACAAGUGAAAUCUCAGGAUUCACUCAAAAAUUGAAG
This is a messenger RNA of Mesorhabditis belari, 1014 nucleotides long. The record is from the annotation of a GenBank genome assembly. NCBI's taxonomy places the organism in Eukaryota, Metazoa, Nematoda, Chromadorea, Rhabditida, Rhabditidae.